Molecule: messenger RNA, 1019 nt
Organism: Impatiens glandulifera
Lineage: Eukaryota; Viridiplantae; Streptophyta; Magnoliopsida; Ericales; Balsaminaceae
Exons: 4
Coding region: 110-493 (127 amino acids)
Cellular component (GO): plasmodesma; plasma membrane
Source: RefSeq, a predicted model, not a curated record
AACAAAGUUAUUUGAAAAUAACUUACAAGUCUAUAAUAGUAUUGGCUUUUAUGGUUCAUAUCAUAUGUGAUGAUGUUGCUGGCUUCUUGCAGUUCUAUCACUUGGUGGGAUGCAAUGCUUGGUAUACUUCUUACUGGUGGUUGGGUGGAUUGCUGUGACAUUUGUGUUUGUAGCGAGCGGUUUGUUUCUCCUCGUUCAUAAUGCAGUUGAGGACACUUGUGUGGCAAUGGACGAUUGGCUUCUGAAUCCGAAUGCACAUUCGGCUCUAGAAAGCAUUAUUCCAAAAGCAGAUAACCAAACAGCCAGAACAAUACUAAUGGUUACUAAACAAAUCACUUUUGCACUUGUCAAUGAAACAAAUACAGCCGAACCAAUGUCUUUAACGCAGACAUGCAGCCGUCUGCCGGACCGUUGUUCUUCAACCAAACAGGCCCUCAUGUGCCUGUGCUUUGCAUGCCACUCAAUGCCAACCUCACCGAAGUCCCAUGCUUAACCGGUGAAGUUAAUUUUACUAAUGCAUCCGAGGUGUGGAAGGGUUAUGUUUGCGAGGUUUCUACUACGGGGAUUUGUAUAACUCCUGGGCGGAUUACUCCCGAAGCGUACACGGAGCUAAUUUCGUCGCUAAACGUGAGCUACGCACUUUACGAGUAUGGAUCAUUCCUUGUGGAUCUUGUGGACUCUACAUAUGUGAAGGAAACAUUUAUGGACAUAUCAAACAACUUUUGUCCUAGUUUAAGGCAUUCAACAAAAAUGAUGUGUGUCGGGUUUAUAAUGGUGGCUGCAGCCUCAAUGCUUUCUUUAAUAUCGUGGAUGUCUUAUGGUCGAGAAAGAAGGCGUCGAAAAUAUGCGAUGAAACGAAUGAACCAAUUUCCUGCACCUCCUCCUCUUCCUCCCAAAGGAUACUACAUUGGUGGUCGCGGAAAAUAUUGAUAUUUAUUAUAUAUAUAUAUAGAGUUGGGUAUUUAAUUGCUGUUAUAUAAUGUUUAUUGCAUCUCAUCUAUUGUAUAACUACAAAAUCU